Messenger RNA from Zychaea mexicana, 1298 nucleotides. RefSeq lists its product as uncharacterized. Gene Ontology annotation, molecular function: protein binding; U2 snRNA binding. Bases 170 to 1108 code for a protein of 312 amino acids. The transcript has 8 exons. NCBI's taxonomy places the organism in Eukaryota, Fungi, Mucoromycota, Mucoromycetes, Mucorales, Lichtheimiaceae. The record is from RefSeq and is a predicted model, not a curated record. Gene Ontology annotation, cellular component: U2 snRNP; nucleus. Gene Ontology annotation, biological process: mRNA splicing, via spliceosome.
CGCCUUGGCUGUGAAUUUUGAUACUGGCAACAACAACAACAACAAAGCAAAUGACUCUGUUCUAGCAUUAUCAGACCGCUUGUGGCGGAUCAAAUACAAUAGUUUAUGUCCCCAGCUGUUGGAGGUCGAGCCAGUGCUAUUACCCAACCUUUUCUCUACUGUUGAUGCGAUGGUUUCAUUGGCUACGGCUGUCGUAGACAAGGAGCAAAAGAAUGACGACAAUAUCGUGGGUGCUGUUGCCGAUGGGUAUUUUCACAUACUUCACCUGGCACCCAAAUGUUCCAUAGGCACGCGGAGAAUACCCAUUGGAGAGACGCCAAACAAGAUACUUUACGACAAGCCUUCAAAUUGCGCCUUCGUAGUGACCACAUCCUUGAAACAUUCGGCAGUGAAGAGCUCCAUGCGACUUAUUGAUCUAUCAAGUACUGGAACCCAGGCAAAGGAUAAGAUUCUACUUUCUUCCAAGGAUUUUGGAUUUAGUGACGAGAUCCUGUGCAUGACCGAAUGGACGGUUGCCCAUCGUGAACGUACUUAUCGAUAUUUGUGCCUCGGCAUCGGGCAAAAGAAUGUCAGCACGCGAUCAAGGAUACGGAAAAUAGGAACAGAACGCGGCGUCUUAAUGCUGUAUCGCUUAAAAUCGACAGAUCGUAGUGCUUCUUCCACUGAAAACACACCUUCUCCUGACUUGACUAGUCCCACUGAUGGCUUCAAUUGUUAUACCUUGCGUGCAGUAUGGAAUCAAGAACAUUUUCCGGGAGGCAUUUUUGCAAUAUGUCCACAUCCAGCAGGACUAUUGUUCUCAGCUGGACCAGUGCUUCACUUAUAUCAAUUGGAUCCUCGACAGGGAAAACUUGUUGAAAUAACUCGGAAAGCACUUCGGUUCUUGAUUACCUCGAUUCAUGUUGAUGGUGAUACAAUCUGCGUUACCUGUCAGAACGACUCGAUAUCCUUUUAUACCUAUAACGAGGAGCACCGAAAACUUGCUUUCUUAAAAAGUCUGGUGGACUCACUGCUUUGCGUGAUGAUCCUGAUGAUCGCUCUUUUGAACAGCGGUUACUGUCCGUAUUCUCCUUCCACUAUCCAGACAUCAUUAUCCGACCCACGUUAGGAUCCUUACUCCCGCGUAAUCUUCUCGGCGCACCAAAUCACAGCAAGAACAUCGUAGCGCACGUAUUACCAUGGAUCCAAGAACAAGAGAUGGAGGCAGAGGAACAAAUGUCGAAUAAUAACAAUACCACUUCCACUGCUGCUGCUGUCUCUGCUAUCGAACCCAUUUUGGGAAGCACGGUAGCCGGCGG